Procambarus clarkii (red swamp crayfish) is the source of this 675-nucleotide messenger RNA. The record is from RefSeq and is a predicted model, not a curated record. NCBI's taxonomy places the organism in Eukaryota, Metazoa, Arthropoda, Malacostraca, Decapoda, Cambaridae.
AUGACAAAGAGAGGGGCAAGCAAGGAUGAAAAGGUGGAGGCAUGGGAGCAAGGAAGAAUGGGAGGCAAGGAGGCAGACAAUAAAGGUCACUCGGGUACAGUCCACUCGGGUACAGGCCACUCGGGUACAGUCCACUCGGGUACAGUCCACUCGGGUACAGGCCACUCGGGUACAGGCCACUCGGGUACAGGCAUCUCGGGUACAGGCAUCUCGGGUACAGUCCACUCGGGUACAGUCCACUCGGGUACAGUCCACUCGGGUACAGGCAUCUCGGGUACAGGCAUCUCGGGUACAGGUCACUCGGGUACAGGCCACUCGGGUACAGUCCACUCGGGUACAGGCAUCUCGGGUACAGGCAUCUCGGGUACAGUCCACUCGGGUACAGUCCACUCGGGUACAGUCCACUCGGGUACAGGCAUCUCGGGUACAGGCAUCUCGGGUACAGGCCACUCGGGUACAGGCCACUCGGGUACAGGCCACUCGGGUACAGGCCACUCGGGUACAGGCCACUCGGGUACAGGCCACUCGGGUACAGGCCACUCGGGUACAGGUCACUCGGGUACAGGCCACUCGGGUACAGGCAUCUCGGGUACAGGUCACUCGGGUACAGUCCACUCGGGUACAGGCAUCUCGGGUACAGGCCACUCGGGUACAGGCCACUCGGGAUACCGGUAG